GUGCUCAGCAACAUAACAUGUUUGUCAGUGAAGCAAUAAGAAAGAGUUAACAUUCACGGUGGUGCUUGUUUACAUGAUGGACAGCUAUGUCAUAUCAUCCCCCACAGAGGAAAUUAUUCCAAAUGAGCCAGAGAAUUAUCGUCCACCUGCAGAGCUGUAUCCCUACCUCACUAAUGUGGGGGAGAUUUAUGAAGACCACAGAUGGACCUUCCACUCUGAGCGCGUUCAGCCGCUGGACCUUGAGAAUUCACCAGUGAAUCACCUCACAGAGCUUCAGUCUGUGACUCCUCAACAACUAAUCCAACCUUACCGCUACAGCAGUGAGUGUAUACCCCUUCACCUGGACCCUCCACUCGCACCUCUCUCUGUGUCUCCACAAAUCCCCUAUUACACCCCGUCUCUGUGCUACCAGUACCAACCCUCCACCUCGCCUGGCCGUUACUACUCAGAGGAGGAACAAAGAGGAAUCAGUCCCCCACUGGAGGUAUCAGAAGGGGAAGAUGAACUUGAUGACCGUAUCCACUCCUCCUUCAGGAAAGACCAUAGCAACAAGAGGAAAAUCCGCCUGUACCAGUUCCUCCUGGACUUGCUAAAGAAUGGUGACAUGAGUGACAGUAUCUGGUGGGUUGACCAGGACAAGGGUAUCUUCCAGUUCUCCACUAAAUACAAAGAAGCUCUGGCCAGCCACUGGGGUAUUCAGAAAGGAAACCGCAAGAAAAUGACCUAUCAAAAAAUGGCUCGGGCUCUGAGGAACUAUGGUAAAACUGGAGAGAUAAAAAAAAUAAAGAAGAAGCUAACCUACCAGUUCAGUGAGGAAGUGCUGAGGAACCUCUAUUUACGUCAGUAUUCUCACUGAUGGGGGAACAAUGGCUGUCUUUUAUUUUGAUAAAAUCACUAAAGUAGUUGAGAUUAACUUUACCUGUACAUUUGCAAUUGAAUUUAACUGAUUUUUUUUUUUUGGACCAAGUUUUCUCACUUAUUUAUUUGAGAUGCCAGUGCAGUGGAAUUCCUCUGUGACAGCUGCAUAAUCCAAAUACUAAAUCUCUUUAUUUCAAACUUAAAUUACAUUUUUUUUUGUCCAUGCAGUGAGUACAACGAUUAAAUGACUAAAUGUCAGGGACAGCAACCAAAGAAAAAGUGUACAUUUCAAAUGUUUUCAGAAUAUUUUGUUGUGCAUUUGUGUAAAUAAAUAUUAAGUAGUAUUCCUUUUGUCAACCACUCAAAGGAACUGAAUCUA
Solea solea (common sole) is the source of this 1237-nucleotide messenger RNA. It is a transcript of the gene spi1a, whose product is annotated as Spi-1 proto-oncogene a. The transcript has 5 exons. Gene Ontology annotation, molecular function: sequence-specific DNA binding; DNA-binding transcription factor activity, RNA polymerase II-specific. Lineage: Eukaryota; Metazoa; Chordata; Actinopteri; Pleuronectiformes; Soleidae. The record is from RefSeq and is a predicted model, not a curated record. Gene Ontology annotation, cellular component: nucleus. Gene Ontology annotation, biological process: regulation of transcription by RNA polymerase II; cell differentiation. Bases 74 to 856 code for a protein of 260 amino acids.